AUUUAGAAGUGGGGUGCCAAUAAAGGCAACCAAAGUUAGACAACGAAGUGUACUUCCCAACGUUUUGCGGGUUUACAUUUGGAGUUGCAGAGUCGUCUUCAUAACGGUGAGCGUGAUUCAGUUGAGGUGGUUGCUUCUUCUCGUUUGCCAAUAUGCAGGCCAGUGAUAGGUUCAACAUCAAUUCCCAGCUUGAACAUCUUCAAGCUAAAUAUGUUGGGACCGGGCACGCCGAUAUGAAUAGAUAUGAAUGGGCUGUGAAUAUCCAACGCGAUAGCUACGCAUCCUAUGUUGGCCAUUAUCCAAUGCUUGCUUACUUUGCUCUUGCCGAGAAUGAGUCCAUUGGAAGAGAACGCUACAACUUUAUGCAGAAAAUGCUUUUGCCAUGCGGUCCUCCUCCGGAAAGAGAAGACGAUUGAUUCUAUAUUGUCAUAAGAACUUACCGCUUUAUAAUGUUUAUCGAGAAAGACUUAUAUGGAAUGGGUGCAACGCCACUGUGUUGUCCCAUUCCAAUGAAACGGUGGCAUGCAUAAGGUUUUCAACACGACAAUGUAUUAUUGGAUCGGAAUCCCACGUGACAGCAAACCCGUUGUAUACCAUUUGUUGAAAAAAGAGAUCAUAUAUGACUUUGUAUGUACUUGAUCUUUUCAAUUCAUGAAUCUAAUGCCUUCUUGUGGCCCUUAUACCUA
Messenger RNA from Pyrus x bretschneideri (Chinese white pear), 686 nucleotides. RefSeq lists its product as uncharacterized. Gene Ontology annotation, cellular component: precatalytic spliceosome; U2 snRNP. NCBI's taxonomy places the organism in Eukaryota, Viridiplantae, Streptophyta, Magnoliopsida, Rosales, Rosaceae. Gene Ontology annotation, biological process: mRNA splicing, via spliceosome. The transcript is spliced from 4 exons. The record is from RefSeq and is a predicted model, not a curated record. Bases 153 to 416 code for a protein of 87 amino acids.